Anisakis simplex (herring worm) is the source of this 897-nucleotide messenger RNA. The record is from the annotation of a GenBank genome assembly. NCBI's taxonomy places the organism in Eukaryota, Metazoa, Nematoda, Chromadorea, Rhabditida, Anisakidae.
AUGGAGACAACGCCAUCAGUUCAGUGUGGUUUGCCACCAAAUGUGUCGUUGAAUGCAGUUGAUAACUUAUGGGAACGAUACAAACCAAUUAACGAAUAUUUGAAGAAGCCAUUAGGUGAAAUGUUAGAUCUGGACGUAGCGUAUAAAAUAUGUUUACAACAUUUAAUGGCCACGAAAAGAUUACUCCAGCAAAAGAAUCUAACCGCUAACGAGAUUAAUAGGCUGCUAGAUAAAGUAGAGCGUGAGCUGGUUCUAGCGCAGAAGAUAGCAUUUUGGAAACGAGAUGUGCUCAUUUCAACUGACAGACAACUGUUUAGUUUUACCGGGCGGAAAAGUAAACCUAAAAUCGAAAAAGUCGUAACAGUGAAGCCAAAGGUUCGAACCAAGAAGACGGUAACGUCGAAUGUCAAAGACAAUGUCCGCCGUUCCGAAAGACGAUCGCCGUUUGUGGUCAAAUCAAAAGAGAAAGAUGUUUCUGCUCCGGUAGUCGUUACCCCUGAAACGAAUGUCUCAUUAACGUGCCGCACGAAGAGGAAAGCCAAAGAAAUGGACAAUAGCCCAGAAAAUAGUGCUGCUACAAAUUCACCAAACGCGACAUCAACUGUUCCUAAGAAACGAACAAGUGGUCGUUUGGUAAAGUCGUCAGCUCGAAAGAAACAACUUGCCAAUAAUCCUAUUAAUACGUCAGCUUCUGCGUUACCUACUGAUGAACCUACUUAUUGCCUGUGUGAACAGAUAUCAUUUGGUGAAAUGAUUGGAUGUGACAAUGAGAAGUGCUUAGUGGAGUGGUUUCAUUUCGAAUGCGUUCAGCUGAAGGUGAAACCGAAAGGUAAAUGGUACUGUCCGUUGUGUCGUGGCGAUCGCUUCAACGUGCUUAAAUCCUCACUCGCUCGAUAG